CGCCAACAGCCGGAUUCUCUUCAUGUCACAGCAUCCCGGCCAGGCGAGCAAGAAACCAGGCACAGGUUCCGACGAGCGUGGCGGCCGUCCAUUCCGGCUUGGCGCUCCCACGGAAGCCAAACCGCAAAGGAAGUAAAGGCGUCGUACGCGUACGACGGUACCGCGACCGGCCGCGCGUCGACGUCAUGGCUGCCGAGCUGAACUGGGAAGCGGCGAGCCUGUGGGCCGGUGACGAUGCGACGAGAUCAUUGGAGCUUCAUCCCAACCCCGCAAUACUCUGUCUCUUUUAAGUCACCUACAACCACCUGCUGUCCGCACCAAUCCAACAAUCUACAAACACACACGAAACACCUGACUUUUACCCUAAUCUAACUACUUCAACUACACCACACAUCGCAACCAUGUCCGAAAGCGACCGCGGCCUCGUCUUCAACGACAACAAGCAGCAGCCUCAUAAGAAGGAAUCCAUGCUCGAGAAGAUCGAGCACAAGAUCGAAGACAAGCUGCUGCACAAGAACAAGAACACGUCGCAGGAGCAGCACCAGCAACCUCAACACGGUGGCGCCACGCACCAGGGCUCCGGCACCGGCUACGGCAACAGCGAGUACGGCACCGGCCCUACGCACCAGAGCACGGGGGCCCACGGCUCAAGCACCCACGGCGCCCCCACACACCACCAGGGCGGCGGCUACGGCAACGAUGAGUACGGUACCGGUCCGACGCAUCAGAGCACCGGCGGCUAUGGCGCAAGCACUCACGGCGCCGGCAGCGGGCCCACGCACCACCAGGGCAGCGCCCCAGGUGCCGGCGGCUACGGUAGCAGCGAGUACGGCAGCGGUAGCCACGGCGUAGGCGGCGUGAGCGGCGGCAGCGGCGCUCCCCACCAAAGUAGCUACGGCGGCAGCAGCGAGUACGGCAGCGGCAGCCACGGCAUCGGCGGCGUGAGCGGUGCUCCCCACCAGAGCAGCUACGGUGGCACCAGCGGCGGUCCCGGCGGCUUCGGCUCCGGCCCGCAGCACGGCGGACAAGGCGGGCACAGCGGCUACGGCGAGCACAGCAGCGGCGGCAUCGGCGGCUAUGGCGGCAGCGGCCCCACGCACAGCAGCGGCGGCGAGUUCGGCAGCUCCGGCGGACACCAUCAGCCCGGCGGCGGGUACGGCAGCGGCGGUCCCGGCGGUGACAGCGGUUAUGGCGCCAGCAGCGGGAGCCACCACCAGCCCGGCGGCUUCGGGGGCGAGGGCUACGGCAGCAGCGGCGGAUACGGCAGCGGCGGACAGCACCACGGCGGACCCGGCGGCGCUGGCGGACCCGGCGGCUUUGGCGGCGAGGGUUACGGCAGCGGCGGCGCCCAGCACCACGCUGGCGGCAUGGGCGGUGGUCCCGGUGGUCCCGGUGGCUUCGGCGGCAUGAGCGGCGGAGGCAUGGGUGGUGGGCCUGGCGGCUUCGGCGGCGGAGCUCAGCACCAAGGCGGGCCGGGCGGGUUUGAUGGCCCUGGUGGCCAGCACCAUGGCGGUGGUGGUAUGGGGGGACCUGGUGGCCACUCUGGGGGCCAGCACCAGCCUGGUUGGUAAACCAUGGCGUAGGUGCAUUGAUGGAUGAAUGAAGGAUGGGCUGAUGCCCGGUUAUGAGUUAUGAGAUUGGGGGUGGUAGUUGAUGAUACCAUGGUUUUUUCCGUUUUCAAUGUGGUUUGGAGGUGCUUUUGUGCUGGUGAGAGGGG
Messenger RNA from Aplosporella prunicola CBS 121167, 1717 nucleotides. RefSeq lists its product as uncharacterized. NCBI's taxonomy places the organism in Eukaryota, Fungi, Ascomycota, Dothideomycetes, Botryosphaeriales, Aplosporellaceae. The coding region runs from base 402 to 1571 and encodes 389 amino acids. The transcript has a single exon. The record is from RefSeq and is a predicted model, not a curated record.